AUGGCAUUACAAAAAGAAAUUGACUCGAACAGGAAUAAACUUCAUUAUAUUGUUAAAACAAUUUUGUUUCUGGCUGUCCAAGAUAUUCCGUUGCGAGGUAAAACAGGUCAAAGGGCAGUAUUAAACAAUGUUCUGAACUUUCGAGCUGAAGCAGGCGACGAAGUCUUAAGAUAUAAUCUUAUAACAGCUGCUAAAAAUGCAAAAUAUAUCUCACACAGAAUUCAAAAUGAAAUUAUAAACAUCAGUUGUGAAAUUUUAAGAGAAAAAAUUGUAUGGCGCGUCAACAAAGCUAAAUAUUUCAGUGUACUGGCCGACGAAACAGCAAACAUCAGUGGUUUAAAAUCGUUGUCCAUUGGCUUUCGUUUUGUGGAAUGUAAUGAUGCAAAUAAAUAUUACAUGGAUGUCAAGUCAAUUGCACAUGCCAUCGUCGAAAAUGAACAAAAAUGGGGAUAA
Psylliodes chrysocephalus is the source of this 453-nucleotide messenger RNA. Lineage: Eukaryota; Metazoa; Arthropoda; Insecta; Coleoptera; Chrysomelidae. The record is from the annotation of a GenBank genome assembly.